This is a messenger RNA of Acanthochromis polyacanthus (spiny chromis), 6295 nucleotides long. Its product is annotated as NLR family CARD domain-containing protein 3-like. The transcript has 12 exons. Gene Ontology annotation, molecular function: protein binding. The record is from RefSeq and is a predicted model, not a curated record. Lineage: Eukaryota; Metazoa; Chordata; Actinopteri; Pomacentridae. The coding region runs from base 1357 to 4002 and encodes 881 amino acids.
AGUUCACUUCCGCCUCUUUAUUUUCCUGUUCAGCUGCUGAUCGCACGACUGAUAACCGGAGCAGACGAACCGGGGAGGUGACGUCAUCAAGUCUGCUGGGGUUCCGACUGCACGUUAACCGGGAUGAGUUAGUCCGGGAAUUGGUGUUGAGCAGCAGAGUUAGAGGUGGAGACACACUGAGAAGCCCCUGACGUGGACAUACUGCCUCACUGCAGUGUUGCCAACUUAGCGACUUUCUCGCUAAAUCUAGCGACUUUUCAAAGCUCCGAGCGACUUUUUUUGUCAAAAGCGACUAGCGACAAAUCUAGCGACUUUUUCUGCCGUUUUGGAGACUCUGUUAGGAAAACUCAGCUCAUUCUGCAGUUACUGUUUUCACCAAGCAGCAGCUGCUGCUGUGCGCUUCUCCCCCUCCCAGAGCACAGGCUGUCAGUCCAGUAACCCGCAGCAGACCCAGUGAGGGGAGGGGGAGACCCUCAUCACUUCGCGGCCAGACGGCAGAUGAAUCGCGCAUGCGCAAAGUCAGUACAGAGCCCAUCCAGACUUACGCAGCCAUAUAAACGAAAAUGUUUCUUCAGUGUCAUGCUAAAAUAAACCACAGCAUUUAGCCUCUAGUGAAAAAACAUAUUUUAGGUGUUUUAUACUCACUUUUUGGUCUCUUCCACAACGUUAUUCCUCUCUCCUACAACGUUGAUUACAAUUACAUGCAAACUGGGAAAUAUGCAAAUUAGGCGAUGACAUCAUUUAGCGACUUCUAGCGACUUUUAGGACAGCCAAUAGCGACUUUCCUUACUGAGGAGUUGGCAACAGUGCCUCACUGAUAAAAGUGAAAGUAAAGUUCGUCAGAGCGACGGCAGAGCUGCAGUCCUGAAUAUUCUCUGUGUCUGAACUCACUUCAACUGUUUUUCCUCAAACACCGACUCAGAUUCAGCAAAAGAAUGGAGAAGAACACGUACUCUGCUGGAUCGGGACCUGGACCUGGACCUGGACCUGAACCUGGACCUGGACCUGGGUCCAGCUGUGUGUCCAUGAAGAAUGACCGGUCAAAGGAUGAUCCUCUUUUCUUCAAACAAUCUGCAGAUGGAAGGAUCCAGCAGCAGAGACCAGAACCCAGCUGUUUGUCCUUCAAGAGCGACCAGUCAAGGGACGAAUUCAUUUACUUUAAAGACGUCCAUCCAUCUGCUGAUCAGAUAGUGGAACAGCAGAACUCGGACGUUCCCAGCGCUCAGUCUGUCCAGCAGCAUCACUUGGACUCCAUAUUCAUGCUGCUAGAGGACAACAUGGUGACUUUUGUGAAGAAGGAGUUGAAGAAGAUGCAGAAGGUUGUGAGUCCAGAUUACCCAGAAUGCUCAGAGAGUAAUGGGGAGAAUGAGGAGGAUUUGGAGGAUGAUGAUGAAGAGCAGAGGAGCAGCAGAGAGAAGCCAGCACUGUGAUCAGCAGAUCACAGUGUUGUUCCUGAGGAGGAUGAAGCAGGAGAAGCUGGCUGACUGUCUGCAGAACAAACUUGCUGCUGGAGUUUGUAGACAAAAACUUAAAUGUGGCCUGAAGAAGAAGUUCCAGAGAGUGUUUGAGGGCAUCGCUAAAGCAGGACAGAAGACCCUCCUGAAUGAGAUCUACACAGAGCUGUACAUCACAGAGGGAGGGACGGCAGAGGUCAACGAUGAACAUGAAAUCAGACAGAUUGAAGCAGCAUCCAGGAAAGCAGACGGAGCAGAAAGAAGCAUCAGACCAGAAGACAUCUUUAAAGGCUCACCUGGAAGAGAUGGACCAAUCAGAACAGUGAUGACACUGGGAGUGGCUGGCAUCGGGAAAACAGUGUUAACACAGAAGUUGACUCUGGACUGGGCUGAAGACAAAAGCAACCAGGACAUCCACUUCAUGUUUCCAUUGACUUUCAGAGAGCUGAAUGUGCUGAAAGAGAGAAAGUUCAGCUUGAUGGAACUUGUUCAUCACUUCUUCAGUGAAACCAAAGCAUCAGGAAUGUGCGGCUUUGAAGACUUCCAGGUUGUGUUGAUCUUUGACGGUCUGGAUGAGUGUCGCCUUCCUCUGGACUUCCACAACAAUGAGAUCGUGACUGAUGUUAGACAGUCCACCUCAGUGGAUGUGCUUCUGACAAACCUGAUCAGGGGGAAUCUGCUUCCCUCUGCUCGCCUCUGGAUAACCACACGACCUGCAGCAGCCAAUCAGAUCCCUCCUGACUCUGUGGACAUGGUGACGGAGGUCAGAGGGUUCACUGACCCACAGAAGAAGGAGUACUUCAGGAAGAGAUCCAGAGAUGAGGAGCAGGCCAGUAGCAUUAUCUCCCACAUGAAGACAUCACGGAGCCUCCACAUCAUGUGCCACAUCCCAGUGUUCUGCUGGAUCACUGCUACAGUUCUGGAGAAGCUGCUGAGAAGCAGAGAGGGAGGAGAACUGCCCAGAACCCUGACUGAGAUGUACAUCCAUCACCUGGUGGUUCAGGUCAAAGUCAAGAAGGUCAAGUAUGAUGGAGGAGCUGAGACAGAUCCACUCUGGAGUCUAGACAGCAGGAGGAUGAUCGAGUCUCUGGGAAAACUGGCUUUUGAGCAGCUGCAGAAAGGAAACCUGAUCUUCUAUGAGUCUGACCUGACAGAGUGUGGCAUUGAUAUGAAAGCAGCCUCCGUGUACUCAGGAUUCUUCACACAGAUCUUCAAAGAGGAGAGAAUGCUGUAUCAGGACAAAGUGUUCUGCUUCAUCCAUCUUAGCGUUCAGGAGUUUCUGGCUGCAGUCUACAUGUUAAACUGUUACACCAACAGGAAGGAGAAGGUUCUGGAAGACUUCCUGGGAAAAGACUGGAAAGACAAGAACAGAGACACUCUGGAUGUGUUCCUGAGCAGAGUCAUGGAGAAAUCUCUGAGAAGCAAAAAUGGUCACCUGGACCUGUUUGUUCGCUUCCUUCAUGGCCUAUGUCUAGAGUCCAACCAGAGACUCUUAGGAGGCCUGCUGGGUCAGAGGACAGAGAACCAAAGAGAAAGGAUCCAGAGAGUCAUCAACAACCUGAAGGAGAUGAAGAGUGAUGAAAUGUCUCCAGACAGAAGCAUCAACAUCUUCCACUGUCUGAUGGAGAUGAAGGAUCUCUCAGUACAUCAGGAGAUCCAAGAGUUCCUGCAGUCAGAGAACAGAUCAGAGAAGGAACUCUCUGAGAUACACUGCUCAGCUCUGGCGUACAUGCUGCAGAUGUCAGAGGAGGUUCUGGAUGAGUUGGACCUGAACAAGUACAGAACAUCAUGGGAGGGGAAACGGAGACUGAUUCCAGCUGUGAGGAACUGCAGAAAGUUUCGACUUUCUAAAUGCGGACUCUCAGAGAAUCACUGUGAAGUUGUGGCCUCAGCUCUGAAAUCCAACCCCUCCCAUCUGACAGAACUGAACCUGAGUGAGAACAAGCUGCAGGAUUUAGGAGUGAAGCAUCUUUCUGCUGGACUGCAGAGUCCAAACUGUAAACUGGAGACUCUCAAAUUGAUGAGCUGCAGGUUGUCAGAGAUCAGCUGUGAUUCUCUGGUCUCAGCUCUGAAGUCCAACCCCUCCCAUCUGGAACAUCUGGACCUGAGUGGAAACAAGCUGCAGGCUUCGGGAGUGAAACAUCUGAGUGGUUUUCUGGAGAGUCCAGACUGCAUCCUGAAGACUCUAAAAUUGAUCCGCUGCAGUUUGUCAGAGAUCAGCUGUGAUUCUCUGGUCUCAGCUCUGAGGUCAAACCCCUCCCAUGUGGAACAUCUGGACCUGAGCAGGAACGACCUGAAGGAUUCAGGAGUGAAACAUCUGAGUGGUUUUCUGGAGAGUCCAGACUGCAGUCUGAAAACUCUUAGAUUGGAGCGCUGCAGUGUGUCAGAGAUCAGCUGUGAUUCUCUGGUCUCAGCUCUGAAGUCCAACCCCUCCUAUCUGGAACAUCUGGACCUGAGCUGGAACAACCUGCAGCGUUCAUCAGUGAAACAUCUGUUAGAUCUUGUGGAGAGUCCAGACUGCAGCCUGCAGACUCUGAGUUGGGAGUGAUGCUGAUCAGGACUGUGUUUGUGCUGAGAGGAUGAACUGUGUCCUGAUGAUCCAGAGGUUGAAGCAGCAGCAGCUGGUGUGUAGGGGGUCUUACUGAACCAUGUUACUGGGAACCUGUAAAGUGUGUUGUUAUCACCUUGUAGUUUGGUAUUGCAGCUCCACACUGAAUGAUGGAGCACUUCAGUUAAUGUUGACAGGAUAUGUUGGAGAUGGGUGUCAGUGUGCAGUAAGUUUCAGAAUGUUUCUGUCAGUGCAGGAUUAUAUGUAUGGUACAUAGGAACCUAUUGGAAUGCAUGGAAUUAUUGUGUUUCUGCAUGUUGCAACCCAUUUUUGAGGGCCUAAACAUGCUCAGAAACUCAUGAAAAAUUGUACACACAUCAGAACUGGCAACAAGUGAGAUUUUUUAGGGGUGGAUUUUUACAGGUGUGGAACCCAAAGUGAAAGCACACAGAGUAAGCAAAGACAGGUCAAAAUUAACAGGUUUUAUUGCAAAUAAUGCCAGAACUAUACAACAGAACUGGAGGCAAGUAAUCAAACUAUGGCUAGACUCAAACAGGAAAGGAGGGGGCAGGCAGGAUCCUGGGGGCAGGCAGGAUCCUGAGGACCGGCGGUCCAGAGGGUGCACACUGUUGCUGCAGGACAUGUGGCGGAGAGCGGUGGCACCCAGAGGGGAGAGCCAGGGAUGGAGCCAGUCCCAGCAGUCAGUGGUCCAGGUCCCCUUUGGGAGGAAUAUCCAGGUUCACUAGCAGCCAGCUGGUUCAGAUGUAGCGGUUGAGGGUCCAGGUCCUCUUAAGGAGGAGGAGUCCAGAUUCAUCUGCAGGUGGCCAGGUCAGACAGAGCAGACACGGGGUCCAGGUCCUCACCACGCGGAAGGUCAGGCUUACCAGUGGACGGCUGGGUCAGGCAGAGUUGGGCAGAACCGGACAGUGCAGUCAGCGGAAGGCAAAGCUGAUGCUAUGAUCUGGCAGAGUGUGGAGUCAUGAGCCUGGUUUUAUGGAGUGACUGAUGAGGCAGGUGUGCUGAUCCACAGCUGUCCGGAGUUCCUGGUGAUUGAAUUAACAGCUAUGGGACAACGCCACAAAAAGGAGACUGAGUAGAAUGGUGAGUGGAAAAAGAGGGAGAACAGAAAGAAGGAAUAUCUCAGGCACCCUGACUGGUGCAUGGGUGGCCACUGCUGGUGGAGCCCUCGUUGCAGGGAUGCUCAUGGUACUAGGGGAGGUGUCUGCUGACGUCAAGUACAGCCUGUAAGCUGGGGUUUGUUUGCAGUCUCUGGAAGGUCCCGGUAACUUGCUGAGGCAGAGGCAGUGUGGAGCCCCUCGGAGAGCAGUGAGUUGGCGUGGAGUCCCUCAGAGAUUAGUGAGGCGGCGUGGAGCCCCUCAUGGACAGGUGAGUCUGCUCGGGGCUCCACUAGGACGGUUGAAGUGGCUCCGGGUUCCUCUGGGAUGGGUGAGGCGACUCUGGACUCCUCCGGGACAGGUGGAGCGGCGUCAAGCUCCUCCGGGACAGGGGAGUUGGAGUUGAGCUCCCCUAGUACAAGGGAAUGGCCAGGAUGUAGGGCUGGUACAAGGAGACGCCAGCGAUGUCAGGUCAGGGUGCUAGGGGGUGGCGAGGUUCCACGCGUUCUGGAGCCACGCUUCCUGUGGGAAGGAACCCCCCCCCCCCCCGCCCCCAUUGUUCUGUAGUGGCUGUACAGAACAAUGGGGGGGUGGGGGGGCAGAUCACCGGCAAGUGGCCAGGUCAGAUGGAGCGGUCGGGGGUCCAGAUCUUCUUCAGGAGGCGAGUCCAGAUUCACCGAUAGACGGUUGGGUCAGGAAGAGUUGGACAGAACCGGACAGUGCAGUCAGCGGAAAGCAAAGCUGAUGCUACGAUCUGGCAGGGAGUGGAGACAUGAGCCGGGUUUUAUGGAGUGACUGAUGAGGCAGGUGUGCUGAUCCGCAGCUGUCUGGAGUUUCUGGUGAUUGAAUUGACUUGAUAAUUAACAGUCACAGGAGAGCAGCGUGGAAAGGAGACUGAGCAGAAUGGUGAGGGGAGAGAGAGGGAGAACAGAAAGAGGGAGAACAAAGCAAUUUGGGGGAAGAGGUCAGGGGAGAUCAAGUGGGGGCAGAUGCAGAGACUGGGGAGGAGCUAGGCAAAGUAACUCCUCAUAGGGGGUAACUCCAAGACAUCUCAAAUUUAGGUAAUAUAUACUAUAGGCCUUAAGUGGGGCAUGGCCAUGGCAAACUCCGGAAAUUUGAUCCUUCGCCAUGAAAUAAAAAGAGCGGCCUACACACGUGGACAAAAUUGUUGGUACCCC